AUGUCCGUCCCUGCCAUCGUCUUGUUGACGCUGGCCGUCGGCGGUCUGGCAAACCCCGUAGCUCCCUCGCCAGGCUCAGCCUCAUCAGCACCACCAGCAUACAUCACUCCAUCCCCGGACCUCUCGAAGCGUCAAGACCCUCUGACCACGAUCACCUUCUCCACAUGUACGCAGACUGAGGAUCCAGACCAGGGCAUCGACGGAUGUGUGUGCCCCGGUCUCACAGAGAUCUUCUCGGCAAGCGAUUGCACUCUCGGAACGUUGGUGACGGACCUAGCAACGUCCACCAACCCCUGGAUCUUCACCACUACGUUGCCCAACAAUGCCAUUGUUGCGUACGAGACGACAACACACUGGGCAGGAAUUACAGAAGGAUCUGCCGAUGGUGCUGGAGCUAGCACAACGAUUCAGGCCGGCACGCAGCUCACGGUGCAAAUGGAUCCAACCUCGAGCGUCAACGUGGGCUGGCGGACUGCAGCUUCAGAGCAAAGCGCCUUAUUUACGGCCGUGUCCAGCGCUCUUACGGUUGCCUGUCCGUCUCCCACUGGAGACACGAUCACCCAAUGUACCGACGCGCCUGCCGUGGGAGGUAUUCAAUAUCUUUCCCACGGUGGCCUGGAAACAGACGGAGAGCUUGAUAUUAAAGUGGAACUCGUCUCCUACAAAGAUGAAUGGGUUUGGCAGGCCUUGAUCCAGGCGAUUGCUCGUGGCAUUGCCGGCCAGUCGGCUGCGGCCAAUAACACCUGGAGCACCGACUAUGAAGUUCCUGGCGAUGAUCCAGAGUAUUCAUACAAUUGGCCAACGUCCUCCUGGGCCACCGUCCCCGGCGUCUGGGGAUCGACCGUGUCCAUCCAGUCAGAAGACACCAACGGCGCGGUCGUGAUCCAAGAUAUGGUUGUGGCACUGCAUUUCGACCCCGUUGGCGAGGCGUUCGAAUGUGGUCUCUACUCGGCCGUGUUGGCAGGCAUAGCGGCUUUGUCGAUCAUUCCCGAACUGAGCUUCAUUGGUGGUGGUGGUGCUGGUUCUCUUGGCCGAUUUGGAGUUACUUUGGCUUGUGAUGCCCCGUCGUGGUAG
Zasmidium cellare ATCC 36951 is the source of this 1074-nucleotide messenger RNA. RefSeq lists its product as uncharacterized. NCBI's taxonomy places the organism in Eukaryota, Fungi, Ascomycota, Dothideomycetes, Mycosphaerellales, Mycosphaerellaceae. The record is from RefSeq and is a predicted model, not a curated record. The transcript has 5 exons. The coding region runs from base 1 to 1074 and encodes 357 amino acids.